GAGACGAUGGUGAGGCCGCUUUUGUGUUGGUUUGUGUUAGUGGCGGUGGUGUUUAGUGGCGGCGCUCGUGGCAGCCAAGUGACAUACGAUGGCAGAUCUUUGAUCAUUGACGGCCAACGGAACAUUUUGUUCUCUGGUUCUAUUCAUUAUCCUCGAAGUCCUCCUGAGACAUGGGCAUCUUUGAUAAGCAAAGCCAAAGAUGGAGGGCUAGAUGUGAUUCAAACCUAUGUGUUUUGGAACCUUCAUGAGCCCCAACCAGGGCAGUAUGAUUUUAGUGGAAGAAAAGAUCUAGUGAAGUUCAUAAAAGAAAUACAAGCGCAAGGGCUCUAUGCUAGCCUCAGGAUUGGACCUUUUAUUGAGAGUGAAUGGUCUUACGGAGGUCUACCAUUUUGGCUGCGUGACAUUCCAGGCAUUACUUUUCGAUGUGACAAUGAACCCUUCAAGGUUUACAUGCAAAACUUUACAACAAAAAUAGUAAACAUGAUGAAAUCAGAAGGGUUAUAUGCUUCACAAGGAGGCCCGAUCAUAUUAUCUCAGAUCGAAAAUGAGUAUUCGAUGGUAGAAGCUGCUUUCAAAGAGAGAGGGCCACCAUAUGUGAAAUGGGCUGCAGAAAUGGCUGCAGGACUUCAAACUGGAGUCCCCUGGGUGAUGUGCAAGCAAGAUGAUGCUCCUGAUCCAGUGAUUAACGCAUGCAACGGUAUGAAAUGUGGACAGACAUUUGUUGGGCCAAAUUCACCCAAUAAGCCAUCAAUAUGGACAGAGAAUUGGACUUCUCAGUAUCAAGUAUAUGGUGAAGAACCACUCUUGAGAUCUCCUGAGGACAUUGCAUUUCAUGUUGCUCUAUGGAUUGCAAGGAAUGGAAGCUUUGUAAAUUACUAUAUGUACCAUGGUGGAACUAAUUUUGGAAGGGUAGCAUCUGCAUUUGUAAUAACAAGUUACUAUGAUCAAGCCCCUCUUGAUGAAUAUGGUAUGAUUAGGCAACCAAAAUGGGGACAUCUGAAGGAAUUGCAUGCUGCAAUCAAGCAUUGUUCAAUAAAUUUACUUCGUGGACAACAAACUAUUUAUUCUCUGGGUGAUAGACGAGAAGCCUAUGUUUUUCGUUUAAAUUCAAGAAAAUGUGCAGCCUUUCUGGUGAACAGAGGAGGAAAAGAUACCGAGGUAAUAUUUCAUAAUUCUUCAUAUGCACUCCCUGCCGAAUCAAUUAGCAUUCUACCUGACUGCAAGAACGUAUUCUUCAAUACUGCAAAGGUAAGCACUCAAAACAGUUCAAGAUCAAUGAUACGAGGCAAAAUAUUGGAUGGAUGGGAAGAAUUUAUAGAUCAUAUUCCUAAUUAUGAAGACACCACACUCAAAUCAAACACUUUAUUAGAACAAAUUACUACUGCUAGAGAUUCUUCUGAUUACCUAUGGUAUAAUUUCAGGUAUCAACAUCAAUCCUCCAAUACGAAAGCUCUAAUGAAGGUAUACUCUCUUGGGCAUGUUCUCCAUGCAUUUGUCAAUGGAGUACUAGCAGGAUCUGCACAUGGGACACAUCAGAAUCCAAGAUUUACCCUUGAGAAUACGGUUUCUUUAAACAAUGGGAUCAACAAUAUUUCAUUGCUAAGUGUGAUGGUUGGAUUACCGGAUUCAGGAGCAUUUAUGGAGACAAAGGGUCUUGGACUUCGUAGUGUGUCCCUUCAAGUUCAACAAAAACAACUCAUCUUAACUAAUUCUUCAUGGGGAUAUCAGGUCGGAUUACUGGGGGAGAAUUUGCAAAUUUACACGGAUCAAGGAUCAAGUAAAGUUCAAUGGAAAAAGUUUUCGUCUUCUCGACAGCCGCUUUCAUGGUAUAAGACUGUAUUUGAUGCACCUGCGGGAGAUGAACCUAUUGCUCUGAACUUUGGUUUGAUGGGGAAAGGUGAAGCUUGGGUUAAUGGUGAAAGUAUUGGUCGAUAUUGGGUCUCUUUUCAUACUCCCAAUGGCAUUCCUUCACAAACAUGGUACCAUGUACCAAGAUCCUUCCUGAAACCUACAGGCAAUCUUCUAGUUAUAUUAGAAGAAGAGGGACGUGGAUCUCCUCUAUCAAUCUCAUUAGACACAGCUUCAAUUACAAGAGUAUAAUUUAUUUUGGAUGUGCGGCAACAUCUAAUUGAAUUGACGUUGUGGAGAAGACUUGUAUGGAGAAGAGGAGAUGCUGUAUCCAAAGAUCCAUGUCCAAGCAUUCAAAAAACUUUGUUGGUGGAAGCACAGUGUGAUUCUUUGUAAGAUUGUUCAACAUAUUACAAUUGAUUCAUGUAUUCCUUUAUUUUAAAACAGAAAUGAAGAAUAUUCAUCCAUUUAUCAAUGAGAAAAAUAAAAGUUCAUCUUUCUGCACUUGAAUUG
This is a messenger RNA of Pistacia vera, 2361 nucleotides long. Its product is annotated as beta-galactosidase 16-like. Bases 7 to 2100 code for a protein of 697 amino acids. The record is from RefSeq and is a predicted model, not a curated record. The transcript has 19 exons. Lineage: Eukaryota; Viridiplantae; Streptophyta; Magnoliopsida; Sapindales; Anacardiaceae. Gene Ontology annotation, cellular component: cell wall; vacuole. Gene Ontology annotation, biological process: carbohydrate metabolic process. Gene Ontology annotation, molecular function: beta-galactosidase activity.